Messenger RNA from Ictalurus punctatus (channel catfish), 752 nucleotides. RefSeq lists its product as uncharacterized. Lineage: Eukaryota; Metazoa; Chordata; Actinopteri; Siluriformes; Ictaluridae. The coding region runs from base 23 to 610 and encodes 195 amino acids. Gene Ontology annotation, molecular function: chemokine activity; CCR chemokine receptor binding. The record is from RefSeq and is a predicted model, not a curated record. The transcript has 3 exons. Gene Ontology annotation, cellular component: extracellular region. Gene Ontology annotation, biological process: cellular response to tumor necrosis factor; cellular response to type II interferon; chemokine-mediated signaling pathway.
GCCAGAGUCGUAGUCUCAGAAGAUGGAGAAAACACACCUCACGCUCUUUAUUUUCUGCACCACUGCAGUGUUCUCCAGCAUCUUUGCAAAAAAUGGAUCUCCCGCAAAUUGUUGUAACAAAAUAAAUCCUAAGCAAGUCCGUGUGACAAGCAUUGUGAGCUACUGGAAGCAGAACAAAGGACUUUGUCCAGUCACAGCAAUUGUGUUCACGCUUAACAAUGGGAAAUUCCUCUGCUCUAAUCCAGUCUCACCCUGGACCAAAAAAGCAAUGCGGAAGCUCGACGAGGAAGCAAAACAGAAGCGAAACCACAGAUUUGGACUGGCACCAGAUGCUCCAAAGGAGAGCACAGAGGGUUUACUGACAACAACCAUGAUGCCUUUGACCAGUAGAUGGCCUCAAGUGCCUGCAAGUGUAGCCAUGCCGAUGGAGAAGAGCAGAGCAGAGUCGCCUGCUAAUGUAAAAUCUUCUACACCAAAGAAGCAAAAGCAAAGAAGGAAGGGAGGGAACAAAGUUGGGAAGAGGAAAAAUACAUCAAGAAUCAAGAUCAAGAUCAAGAAGCAACCAGUGUUGCUUCACACCUCUUCUUUUACUAUGUCUUCUUAUAAAUAAGUCCAUGGAACCAUGUUUUCAUGUAUAAAUGCUAUAAACCCUUUCCUUAAAUAAGUUAACUUGUAUGGCUAAAUGUGUAUUGUGAAAGUUAUAUACCUGCGAUAUAAGAAAAAAUAGCAAACAGAAUAAAACAGAAAGCACA